GCUAGUCCACGUGCAGAAGGCGUGCACUGUCACGGCUUCUCCGUCACCUCUCGGUGAAGUGUCAUAAAAAAAUCUCCGAGACCUUUGAAUCGCGUUCUCGAUCGUACAUACGCAUUAUCUGAUUUUUGAAAAAAAAAAAAGACUGCGUCGAUUAUCAUCUUGGGGUUUAUAAAAAAUUUGCAACAAAGUUACUCCGAGAAGAAGUGUUAACAAAAUGGCGGAAAAUUUACAUUGGAUCGUAAGGAUUGUCCGAGGUAUGGCAUGUCUCGCCGGAGCCUUCGAUGAAGCUAGAGAUUUGUGAGAAAAACUCGACCGUGAAUCUGUUAUCGUAUAAGACCAUUAUAAAGGAUUUAAAAUUUAGAAUUAAUUGAUAAUUAAAUUAUACUAAGUGUACUCGAAAUCAAAGAUUUUUUAAAGAUAUUAAUUAAUCAAUAUUAAUUAAUCAUCGAACCGAGGGUGGAAGUUAUUAUUCGUAAAAGAAAGAAAAACAAGAAGCUGACGAGCCAAAGAAAUUGUAGGCUAAUCAAUUAACUCCUUAAAUGUUUAUGCCAGUGAAAUUUAAACUAGUCAAACCUCACAAGGGAUUUUACAACUUCCAACUAAAUCAAGUUUCUCCUAAAAUAAUUUCGGAGAAGCUCGAUCUAGUCUUGAAAUCCACUCCACUCAUCUUCGUUGUCAAUCGUCGUCAGUGGUUCAAAGAUGAACCAUUUUUGAGUUAUUAUUAUUGUGGUGCGUGGUCUUUUGAUCUUUCCCAUGUGCAGUGAGAUCGCGAUGACGUGCAAGGUAUCCACGAAAUAAUAAACGAAAGUCACAAUCGACCAUGAAUAUCGUGCUCGGGAUGCUUCUGAUCACCAUAGCCGGCGCUCUCGAUCAUCAUGACAACUAUUCGUGGAAACGCAGAGAGGACAUCAAGAUCGCGGCCGCGAGCCGACCAGUUUCAUCAAUUAAGGUUAAAGAAGCUCGGCCGCAACGAUCCAGCAUACAUUCGACUCAUAGAUCGAGAUCGUCGAAUCCGUUCAAGGGCGACGUUCUACAAAAUUCACCGAGAAGAUUCACGGCUGCCGAGAAUUCGGACGAGCAGCAGGAUCUCUGGAACCUCGGCAGCGUCAGGACGAAACAGGAUUCGACGCGCGAAAAUCGAGCCAUUGAGAGCACUCUGAAGAACGUGAUCGACAGACCAUCCUUGGAUAAAGUCGAAAAGUAUCAAUACUUUUCGAAUUUCCCAUACGGCAGUGAUGAAACCGCCGACGUCAUAUUGGAGAACGCGGAAUAUCCGCAGAAUACAGUGUUCUCCAAGAAUAUUCAACAAGAUUUCCUGGAUCACAAUGCGAAAGAGGAGGAGAAAGAAAUAGAUUGGAGCGGGCAAAAUGUGUUCCAGAAAGACCCGAAAGACGAGGUGGAGGAAGAAACUAACGUUCAGGAAUUUCUAGACGAAAUUAGCCAGAAGAAAUUGAAUGGAGAACUCGAAGAACUGUUGAGCGGGCAUCGCCAGGGCAGAAGAAGGAAACUCACCAGUCAGCAGCAAGGUGUUCUGCUGGUGGAAACGCUCAGGAAGAAGCGAAAUCACACCAAUGAUCAUCGAGGGCACGGUUCCAAUCUCCAGAGCGGCCUUAUGGAUAUGCUGGGCAGAAUGAUACCGCAGACGUGCAAGUAUAAAGGUACGAAAUUCGAGUGCGGCCUUAGUAUUAGCUGCGUUUUAGGCGGUGGUCGACCUGUCGACCUCUGUUCCGGAGGCUUAAUAUGGAGCUGCUGCGUGGACGAUGACGAUAUACCUGAAAAGAUACGACCGACUACCGGCCUGCUACAGAAUGCCACGUUUUCCAUAAAUCUCGGGCACCAACAGCCGUACGUGGAUGACGACGUGCACAUUUACGGGAGCGUAAGACCGUCGCACGGCCAGGGGGGCGCCCAUCGGCCCCCUGCUUUCAGCAAGCCGACGAAUCUUUACGAUCCGUCAUACGCGAUCUGGAAUCACGAUCGGCCGAACGAUCUCGGCUACGAUCGACCCACCCGUCCUCCCUAUCACGCAGUCCAGGUGGACUAUCUGCAGGACGAGUACGACGGUGCCUAUCCGCCUCAUGCCGCUUCCGGCAUACACGUGCCGGCGAUCGAGGACUCGUCCAACGCCGCCGUGGACUACUCUAGAUACCGUGGCUGCGGCGAGCUUUACACGAGGAGCAACAGGAUUGUCGGUGGUCACUCGUCCAGUUUCGGCAGCCAUCCGUGGCAGGCCGCUAUUAUCAAAUCGGGAUUUCUCAACAAGAAGCUAUCUUGCGGCGGCGCCUUGCUGAACAACCGAUGGGUUGUCACCGCGGCGCAUUGUGUUGCGACGACACCCAAUAACAAUUUGAAAGUUCGACUUGGAGAGUGGGACGUUCGAGAUGCAUCGGAGCGACUGCUCCAUGAAGAAUUCAACAUCGAGAGGAAAGAGGUACAUCCACAAUAUUCUCCCACCGACUUUCGCAACGAUGUGGCCUUGGUUAAGCUGUCUCGGACGGUAGCUUUCAAGCAGCACAUUGUCCCGGUUUGCCUGCCGGCGAGGAAUUUGAAGCUCUCCGGCAGAACCGCAACCGUCGCUGGUUGGGGACGAACCAGGCAUGGUCAAACUUCGGCACCAUCCGUUCUUCAAGAAGUCGACGUCGAAGUAAUACCGAACGAGAGGUGUCAGAGAUGGUUCAGAGCAGCUGGAAGAAGAGAAACUAUUCACGAUGUAUUCCUGUGUGCAGGAUAUAAAGAAGGUGGACGAGACUCUUGUCAGGGCGAUUCGGGUGGACCGCUCACGAUGUCGGUGGAAGGCAGACACGUUUUAAUCGGUUUGGUUUCCUGGGGCAUCGGCUGUGGUCGCGAACACUUACCCGGCGUAUACACCAAUAUCCAGAAAUUCGUACCCUGGAUCGAUAAAGUUAUGAGCUAAGCGGAUAAGAGAUAUUUCAGUUCCUUCGAAGGUUGUGGGUUGCUUCGCCCAAAAGAAAGAAGAAGAAGAGGAACACGCGAGAACGACGCGGGGACAGUUACCAAAGUCUUGACUCAUUCAUUAGGAACUUUUGCGAUCGUACUUGAUUAUUCUUGAAUGACAGGCACUCUCUCGAAGGUGCUAAAAACAUGAUGUUUGUUGAACGGCGUUGUAUAAAGUAUAUUCAAAGCUGACAAUGAAAAGUGAUAAAAACUAUAAUCAGUGUAUCCCAAUCAUUUUGCUCUGCCAGGAGAAAGUUGUUGUGAGAUGUUGAUCAAUAGCAAUGAAUGGGAUAUUUGAUAAAAAGAACAUUUAAGCUGCUUUUAAGCGUUGUUGUUAUUCAUAUCGCAAAUAAUUUAUUAUCAUACAUAUUAAAAUUGAAAGAUGUAAUUUGUUUUUGAAUUUAGUUCUGUUAUUUAAAUAUUUGAUUUAAAUAUUAAUUCAAUAUAAUAAAUUAUUAAAUUAAAAUGUUUUUACGAUAAUUACUUAUGUUAGAAAUUCGUAACAAUUCGAUUUAAAAUAUUGCAUAUUUUAAAAGUAUGUAGAAAAAAUAUUUACUUCAAUGACACGUGAUGUAAUAUAAGUGAGAAUUUAUUAAAU
This is a messenger RNA of Cataglyphis hispanica, 3553 nucleotides long. Its product is annotated as serine proteinase stubble. NCBI's taxonomy places the organism in Eukaryota, Metazoa, Arthropoda, Insecta, Hymenoptera, Formicidae. Gene Ontology annotation, biological process: proteolysis. Gene Ontology annotation, molecular function: serine-type endopeptidase activity. Bases 821 to 2914 code for a protein of 697 amino acids. The transcript is spliced from 9 exons. The record is from RefSeq and is a predicted model, not a curated record.